AGUUAUUCUCCGCCACAACGCGGGAAGCGGUACGUGAAAACGCGCAGGAGAUAAUAAACGAGCCGCCUUCACUCUCCUCCCCCCCCCUCCUUUUCGCGACUAAAAGAAACCCUCUUCUUUCCAUCGCGCGCACACCCAUGAGCAGCACACAUUCUGCUUCCGCAACGCAGGAGUCGCCCGAUGCCCUCCUCGCACGGUUGCAGGAUAGCUACUCUCUGCAGAAGCGGCUUACCGUCGCCCAAAAGAGGAAGCAGGCCGACUUAGAGUUGCAGGCCGCGGCCGCCUGCUACAAUGACCUGCCCAUUACGCUGGAGCUCCUCUCCGACGAGACGGCGACGCUGUUCACGGAACUCGAGCACCUCAUGGAGGCGCAGCAAGAUUUCACGGCGACGACCAGCAAAGAUGUGCUACUGCUGCGACGUAUUCGCGCCGCGGUGAACCGGGAGCUUCGGCAGGCCGUGUCCUUCAUCGAGGAGGGCUACCACUCCGGCUUUGAGAAGCUCAUGCAACAGAGUUGCUUUGAUCGACGACAAAGUCCGCUCGUUACGAAGCCCAGUGUCUCGACUUCAAAUGCGGUGGCGCCGAAUGUCGAAGCCAAAGCCACCCCUGCGGAGAUGCCGCCGAGCACGGCGGUGCUGACGGUGCGCGAGGCACUCUCCGAGCACCUCAGCCUUGUUGCGGAGUCGCUUGCCGUGCGACUUCAGUGCGAGGCGGUUCGCAUCUAUUUGUUUGACGAGCACGAGAAUUUGGUAUGCGCGGCGCAGUUCCCCUAUCGGGCCUGUCACGCCGACCCGAUGCACUCCAGCGCGUUAGCUCUCAUGACGCUGCGGGAGGUUCAUCAGACGGUGUGCCGCGACCGCCUGGCGGUUAACGGGACGCUCCGUAAACCCGGCAGCGCUUCCACGCCGUCGUCUUCGCCGGAGGAAAAAGAGGCGCUGAGCAGUAAGCCCAGUGGCGUGGAGGACAUCCGUAGCUGUCUCAUAUUCCCGUUGUUUUCCUCAUGGGGCACCGGUGCGUCGCAUGGCGUGAUUCACGCAGUGAACAAACGCUUCCCGAUGGUGGUGGACUCGGGCGAGAAGGGCAGAAGCGAAGCGCCGCUGCGCGGAUUCAGCGUGGAGGACGAGAUUUUGGUCUCGAACGCGGCACGCCUGCUCGGCACCAUCCUGAGCCGCUACCCGGCCGACCUCUUUACCUGCACACACAUCGGCGAAGCCAUACGACGCCGUGCGUACCCGGGCGACAACCAAGUUGGCAGCCUCUCCGCGCACCUCGCACCCACUCUGUACGAUGACAUCGGCGAGGCUGCCGAGAUGGCCCACGAGGCGCUGAAUCGGACGCAGCCCCGUCUUGUCUACCGCGCCCCGGUAAACACCAUCUUUGCCUCGCGAUCGGCGACAGAGUCGCGGCGAGGCACCUUUACCUCCCUCGGUGCUGGCCACGACGCCAGCGUGUGCACCGUUGCCUUUCGGCUGCGCUGCAUGAACGAGCUGUGGGCGAGCAGCCGGGACGACAACACCGCUUUGCACCACCAGUACCGUAACCUCGAGAAGGAGGCGCAAAAGACGCGGCUGCUGCUGCGCAACGUGCUGGACGGCGUCGCAACGGCACGGUCGAUGCGGGUCUCGUCGGAUGUGGCGCAGUACCUGCAGACGCUGGAGCUGUACGGCCGCAGCGAGCGGACGGAGCGCAUGGCCGCCUUUGUGGCAGAUAAAAUGCUGACGCUGUCGCAGGUGAAAAACAGCGACACUGCAGCUUCUGCGGAGAACUCCCGAGAGGUCGACUCGCGGGUUGAAAGCUCUCAAGAUUACGCACUCAGUGAAGAGGAGCUGCGACGGCUGCAGCGCGACCACGCGCGAGUGAACACCGUCACGGUCGCGUCUCUCCACUUUGAUGGACCAGAGGGAGUGCCGUCGUAUACUUCAGACGCAGCGCAGCGGAGAGAGCAGGUGCGCUUCAUCGACGAGCUCCGCCGCAGUGGCGCGGACACGACGCACACAUCGGGCACAGCAGGGCUGCGGCGCAGUGGGAAGGGCAAUGGCGGUGCUGCAAAGUCCCCAUCUCCACAAAGCCCAAUGCAGCGUCUGGCGAACGCUAACCGCGCGCCACGGAAAGAUGCGUACCCCUUUCAGCGACCGUUCAAGCUCUAA
This is a messenger RNA of Leptomonas pyrrhocoris, 2147 nucleotides long. RefSeq lists its product as hypothetical. Lineage: Eukaryota; Euglenozoa; Kinetoplastea; Trypanosomatida; Trypanosomatidae. The coding region runs from base 138 to 2147 and encodes 669 amino acids. The record is from RefSeq and is a predicted model, not a curated record. The transcript has a single exon.